This is a messenger RNA of Sitodiplosis mosellana (orange wheat blossom midge), 3886 nucleotides long. RefSeq names its product proton-coupled amino acid transporter-like protein CG1139. Gene Ontology annotation, cellular component: vacuolar membrane. Lineage: Eukaryota; Metazoa; Arthropoda; Insecta; Diptera; Cecidomyiidae. The transcript has 11 exons. The record is from RefSeq and is a predicted model, not a curated record. Gene Ontology annotation, molecular function: amino acid transmembrane transporter activity. The coding region runs from base 1610 to 3037 and encodes 475 amino acids. Gene Ontology annotation, biological process: amino acid transmembrane transport.
UUACAAAGAGUGUGUUUUUUCGUUUUUAAAAUUUUGUUUCCCAUUUGACUGUGUGUGUGCUUCACUGCGUAAAGACACACUUUUUGGUUUCAAAGUUAAAUUUCAGUCUUCAUGACUCGAUUACAGAACAAAAGAAAGAAAGAACAGUAAAAUUGUUGCUUGAAUUUCACACUUCGACGACGAUGCGUGUGUUUACAUGCAUGUCAUUGCCAUUCCAUAUUGAUUGUAUGUUGAGUGCGUUCCAUUUUAUCUUCGACAGGGAUCUUCUACUUUUCUCCACAAUUUUCUUUUGGUGCUCACGUUGUCAGAAUCCACAAUACCAUCCGAUGAAUCUAUAUGAUGUAUCGAAAUGAACUCACCAAUUGUAACGAAAUCAUGAGAAAAAAAGACGAAUUAAAAUGAGAAAAGCCGAGAAUUAAUUACACUUUACUUCAACAAUGUAUGGUGAAUUGCGUUGAGGCCCGGUCAGUGGAAAUGGAAAUGAAUCGCGUUCUUGAACGCAGCGAAAUGAGGUUCCCUUCUAAUAAGUAGUUCUGUGGUCGCUUGUGGAAUCAGUGUGGAUGAGAUUGUGAUUGAAAUGCAUAAACUGAAUCCGUUUUUUUUUUUCGGUUUGCAUUCCAUUACUUUUGUAGACACAAAAAAAUCAUUCAUCGCUUCCUUUCACUUAGCAAUACAAUUCAAAUCAUUUGCAUUGGCUUCGUAGUCAAGCCCGAUCUCUACAUUCAGUGUGUGUGUGUAUAUUUCCCGUUCAAGUCUCUUCUCUUUUAGUGACCGCGAAUCGCAAGAACAACGACUGAAAUCACUCAAUCGUAUUAUAGAAUGAAAGAGAUAAAAGCCGGUACAGCACUGGAACCCAUAUACGGUCAAAUUCAAAGUGUGUGCAUAUAUGCGAUCUCUCUGUGUAUGGGUAAGAACGAAUACAUACACAAAAUAUAACAUGUGCUCGACAACAUAUUCUUUCUUCGUUUUUCCCUGUUCCUUUCGCUUAGAAUGGUGUACCAUUCGGUGGGUUCUUUGUUCCUUUGCGCACCGAACCACAAUGAUAUACUUUCAACAGCUUAGAGAUUGUAGUGUAUAUGUAUGUAGAGUACAUACGAAAGACAUGAGAUGGAUAUGUUAUUAUACCAUAUUGCAUGCACGACCGAAUUGUCGACUGUAUUGAAUACAUGAGCACACAUUUUAACACGAAAAAAAAUCAAACAGGCAAAAAAGUGACAACGAAAGAAAGAAGAAGAGCAUUUUGUUGUUGUUGUAAAUUCAGUUCGUUCGUUCGUCGUUGUUUUCGGGCAAUCAUAUCUCUUUCACUCAUUUUUUUUUCGUGGUUCAAAUGUGCGGCAAAUGCUUUCGCAGUAGCACAGACAGAAAUAGAACCAAACAUUGGAUCCAGUCAUCGUUACAGUCGUGAGUGAGACGCGCGAAGACAUACAUUGCGUAGCAUAGCGCGAACGGCGUCGCACACGUUGUUUAAACCAUCAUAAAAAACUAAGCAUUUGGACGAGAGAGCGUGAGAUAUAAUUGGUAUUGGAAACCUAAAUAAUUGGAAUCUCUGGACAAAAAAUCGCGCACAAAAUAAGAGCACACGGUCGAGAAAAUCACACUCGGAAUUACCAUGUCAGCUACAUCACCUACGGAUACCAAGAAGGGAGACAUCAAGCUACAAAACUUGAAUGAUGCCGAAAUCCCGUUGCAACCACAAAGCGAUGAAUAUGAUCCACAUUUACAUCGAAACGUACCACACCCAACGACAAACACCGAAACGUUGGUGCAUUUGUUGAAGGGAUCGUUGGGCACAGGUAUAUUGGCGAUGCCGAAAGCAUUUCAUCAAGCCGGCUAUAUGUCUGGUAUCGUAAACACCAUUUUGAUUGGAAUUUUGUGCACAUGGGGCCUUCACAUUUUAGUACGAUCUCAAUAUAUUUUAUGUAAACGUCGUCGUGUUCCAAUUUUAACGUAUCCAAUAUCGAUGAAAUUGGCACUGGAAGAGGGACCGCCGUACCUUCGUUGGAUGGCUCCGUUUGCUGUUUUGAUCGUUGAUGGUUUUUUGAUAGUUUACCAAUUGGGCAUUUGCUGUGUUUAUAUUGUGUUCGUUGCAAAAAAUGUGAAAGAAUUUGUUGACUAUUGGUAUAAAAUAGAGAUUGAAUACCAUAUGCUAUUAUUGUUGUUGCCAUUGAUUUUAUUGAAUUGCAUUCGCAAUUUAAAAUUAUUGGCUCCAUUCUCGACAUUGGCGAAUAUCAUCACGUUUAUCGGCAUUGGUUUAAUUUUGACAUAUGUGUUUCAAGCACUGCCGCCACUUGCAAACCGUGAAACGUUUGGCGAUAUUUCCGAAUUUCCAUUGUUUUUCGGUACGACACUGUUUGCGAUUGAAGCGGUCGGUGUGGUAGUCGCUUUGGAAAAUAACAUGAAAACGCCCAAAUCCUUUGGCUCAUCUUUCGGUGUAUUGAAUGUUGGAAUGUUCGUUAUUACGCUAUUGUACGCUUUCUUUGGCUUUGUCGGCUACUGGAAAUACGGCAAAGACUCCGAUGAAAGUAUCACUUUGAACUUGCCAUCCACAGACGUCACGACGAAAGUGGUACAAGGAAUUUUCACAGUGGCCACAUUCAUUUCGUACGGACUCCAAUGUUACGUACCGGUUGAAAUAAUCUGGGGAAAUUAUCUAAAGAAGCGUUUUAAUGAAAGUAUCAAGUGGGAGUUCGUUGUUCGGAUCACUAUUGUGCUGAUCACAUUUUUGCUGGCGAUUUCUGUUCCACGGUUGGCGUUGUUCAUUUCAUUGUUUGGUGCUUUGUGUUUGUCCGUGCUCGGCAUUGCAUUCCCAUCAUUGAUGGAAAUUUGCGUUUUGUAUCCAAACAAUUGGGGACGCUGGAAUAAUGUGGUCAUCCGCAAUGUUAUACUCAUUGCCAUUGGUUUAUUCGGAUUGGUCACUGGCACACACAAAUCAGUUGUCGAUAUUAUCGUGAGUUUCCAAUCACCGACUAAUGCCACAGAAACAUUUAACAACACCAUUUCGAUCGCCACAACAUCCACCGAACCAAACAGUCUUUAAGCACUCCACUAUACCCGUCGAAAAAAACAAAAACAAAACCAUCGCUUUCGACCACAAUAGUAUAGAAAUGCUAUCAAGUAAUUGUUACUUGAAAUUACAAUCUAAAUUUAUUUUUCUUUAAACGAACAUUUUUGCAAAGCAAAUCUCACCUGUCAAUUAGCUAGACUCAUAAGAACGAAACAAGUCUUUUUUUGACAUACACACACAAAACCCAUCGUAAAUGCUACAAUGAUUCUGAAUGCUUUUUGCUAAAAUGUUUCCAAUGGAAACACUUUGUUUCCAUCAACAAAUGAACGAAAAUAAAAAAGUCUACUUGUUUAGCAUCUUUUUUUUUUCUUCUUCGGUGACGAUGUCAAAGGAUUCUUUGAAAUUGUCAUUUUUGAUUGGAAACUGAUCUAGAUGUGUAUUGUGAUGUAAAAGAAUUGAUUCCGUUACUACUUAGCAUUGAGAAUACAGGAUUUUACCGAAAUCAAAAAUUCAAACAUUAAUUUGCGAAUUUCAAUUUAUUUUACGCAUUGUAAUUAUCAAAUAGUGGAGAGAGAGAGAGAGAGAGAGAGAGAGAAGCAAGUGAAAUAAUUAUCAUGAUAAUUUUUUUUUUUGCAUUUUUUCCUUCAAAUUUUUAGAUUUAUUUUUUAAUGGCUUGAUUUUGUACAAACUUAUAGUGAUUUUUUGUUUGUCGGAGAGAAUCAAAAAUAUUGAAAAUCAUUGAAUCAAUUAUAGUAUAGCAUUUAAGACGUAUAUAGAAUUAUGUAAUAUGCUAAACCCGACCAAACCUAUAUAGAACGGAACACAAAAAAUAAAAUCAUAAAAAUUACACAAACACAUUCAAAUAAAUACUGGUUAACUAAA